Messenger RNA from Penicillium paradoxum, 246 nucleotides. RefSeq lists its product as uncharacterized. The record is from RefSeq and is a predicted model, not a curated record. NCBI's taxonomy places the organism in Eukaryota, Fungi, Ascomycota, Eurotiomycetes, Eurotiales, Aspergillaceae. The transcript is spliced from 4 exons. The coding region runs from base 1 to 246 and encodes 81 amino acids.
AUGGCAGCUUCUAUCGCCCCCGAGUGUAACGAUAUCAAAGAGAAAUAUGACACAUGCUUUCUCAAGUGGUAUAGCGAGAAAUAUCUCCGUGGCAACACCUCAUCCAAUGAUUGCGAAGAACUCUUCAAGAAGUAUAAAGGGUGCUUGAACAAAGUCCUCAAGGAAAGAGGCAUCGACACCAUGGUCGAGGAUGCUCGAAAGAGCGGCAGCAGCGAGACAGACGCAGAGUUUCUCAAGAAAUCUUGA